Messenger RNA from Phycodurus eques (leafy seadragon), 2808 nucleotides. RefSeq names its product protein transport protein Sec24C. The record is from RefSeq and is a predicted model, not a curated record. Gene Ontology annotation, biological process: COPII-coated vesicle cargo loading; intracellular protein transport; endoplasmic reticulum to Golgi vesicle-mediated transport. The transcript has 18 exons. Gene Ontology annotation, cellular component: endoplasmic reticulum exit site; COPII vesicle coat. Gene Ontology annotation, molecular function: zinc ion binding; SNARE binding. Bases 157 to 2742 code for a protein of 861 amino acids. NCBI's taxonomy places the organism in Eukaryota, Metazoa, Chordata, Actinopteri, Syngnathiformes, Syngnathidae.
CCCCGGCUGCUCCUCUUCUCGUAAGUAGCCGUCUGCAAGCAAAACGAUUGGGUCACCUCGUCAACUUUUGUCCAAUUCGAACGUGGAGUUUUGUCAGAGUUGACCGUUUGCUUCAUCGUUGGAGGCGAAAGGAAUCCCCACACGCAGCUAUGUUGAAUGAUGGACGGCCCCCCAGCCAAUCAGAGCCCACUGUGGGCGGGCCAAUGUAGUUCCGUCACGGCUUCCGAGCAGGGACUUCUCUACGGUCCUCGAACCGAUUUACAGCAUCUCACUCUGGGCGCGCCUUCCGAGCAGACACGCUCGUGUUCUCCACCUGGACCAACGUCACUGUGGACCCCUCACGGCGAUCAUCCGGCAGGUUCUGGCCCAGCCAUCACGCCCACCUACGCAGAUGGAACCCAGCAGAUAUCCCCAUCCUCGGAGUCUCGUUACGGACUGGACCCAGCGCUGCUUCCCAGCGCCGUUCAAGUGAUGGCGGACGACAGGGCUGAGUGGGAAGGGAAGGUUUUUGUCUCUGAGCCUUUCGGUUCACCGCCUCCUUUGGCAACCACUUCCUGCAUCAUGGAGGACAGAGGCAGUGCCAGCCCCCGUGCCAUCCGUUGUACCACAUACUGCUUCCCUCAGGACGGUCCUACCGCCCUACUGGUCCGCCUGCCCCUGGCCGCUCUUGUUACGCCUCUGGCCAGACCAGACCCACUGGAGAAGCGUCUGCCAGUGGUCAUGGAGGACACCUGCGUGUCUGGAUGUCGCUGGUGCAGAGCGUCCAUGUGUCCCGCCAUGAGCUGGCAAGACUGCGGGGAGAGAUUCCGCUGCCCAUUUUGUGAUAAGCUCACCGAAGUGCCGUGGCAACCCUACCAGCCUACAAACGGGGUGGAUGGCUCCCGACUUGAUUGGGAGCAGAGGCCUGAGCUCAACAUGGGCUCCUACGAAAUCCUCCAUGCCCUCAAGGGUGAAGCAGCGGUGCUGCUUCUCGCCAUUGAUGUGUCGACAGCUGCGCUGAGAAGUGGCUAUUUGCAAUUUGUAAUGCAACAAAUACACACUCUGCUUGCCUCGCUGCACAGAGAUGUCCACGUGGGCCUGCUGACAUACGACAGCAGAAUUCAGCUGUACGACCUCAGCCCUGCUCUGUCCCGCCCGCACAUGCUAGUCAUGGCGGAGAGGUCGGAGGAGCUGCAACUUCCUGUCAGGGAGGGGCUAGUGCUCCCUCUACGGGACUGCAUGGACAGCGUCGCCAGUUGUUUGGUCCUGUGUAGCGUGUUGCAGCACAUUCCCCAGUUAAGUCCAGAGUGUGACGACUCGGCCGUCAUCCCCGUGGAGCUUCCGGUUAAAGCGGGACUGACCAUCCUCCAGACGCUGGGCUGUCCCGGCAAGCUGCUGGUCUUCCACGCGUCUCCGCUCGUAGAAACGGACCAACCUUCCGCAGGCAUCUUCGGGGCCAGCAAGCCAAAAUCCAUCUUCCAGCCACCAGAGGGAGCCGUCUCAUUGGCUGAGGCUUGUGUUCGUCAGGGCUGUGGCAUUCACCUGUUUGUACUCUCCCCGCAAAAUGUGGGCGGGGCUUGGCCGGGCCACGUUCCCUAUCUGACGGGUGGCGCACUGUAUGCCUAUGACCACUUGCAGGGGGAUUGGGACCGGGAGCGCUUCUGCCGAAAUCUGAGGCGCAUAGUGGAAGCUGAUGUCGGCUACAAGGCAGAGCUUAGCCUGUUUGUUAGCAAAGGCAUGCGCGUUUCCGGCUGCUAUGGACUCUUUGUGCCCAAGCCGAGCCCCAGCCAGGUCACUAUGGCGAUGCUGGACUGGCAAACAACACUGGCAAUUGAAGUUGUGCACGACGCCGGUGUUCUGGACGAGAUGCGAGGUGUGGCCAUACAGGCUGUCUUGGCAUACACCACAGAAACAGGCGAGCGGAGAUCCAGGGUCCACACGGUGAUGAUGCGAUGCUCGCGCCACCUGCAGGACACUUUCCGCCAGUACCAGGCACAGACGCUGCUGGCUUUCUACUGCAAAAAGAUGUACUGUGUAGUUUUGGAGCGCCCCCUGCAAGAUCUACGUGAGGAGCUUCAGAGGGAUCUGACGGAGGCGUUGGCGUCCUACCGCCGUCACGGUUGCUCCGCUUCGGCGUGGGUUUCCUCAGGCCAGCUGGUUCUGCCUCGGGGUCUGCGAGCUCUGCCCGUCUAUGUCAACAGUCUGAGAAAGAGCGAUGUGCUGCUGCCUUGCCUGCGCACCUCUGUGCAUCGCCGGCUGAGGCUGCGCUGCCGGGUGCUCGGCUUGGACGCCGCAGCCUGCGCCAUGCACUUCUACCCCAUGCUGAUGCCUCUGCCACUGUCGCGCGCCGGAAAUGUGAAGGAGGAGGAGGAGGGGGCUCUGCGUUGUUCCGCCGCCAGCCUGCGUCCGGGUAGGAUGUAUUUGCUGCAUGCCCCCAACACCCUCCUGCUCUGGGUGGGCGCCUGCGUCCCAGCAUGCACUUUGGUGGAGCUCUUCAACGUGAGAUGCUUAAUGUCCCUGCCCUCUGGAGAGACCAAGCUGCCUGUACUUGACACGCCCUUGUCAGUCGCUGUUCGAUCCCUCGUCGACGCACUGGACUUGAAGGUCCCGUGCUUCCGCCAGUUGCUUCUGGUGAAGCAAGGCGACGCAGGUGAGGAGCUCCUGCAGCGCCACCUGGUGGAGGAUAAGAGUCCCAACGGCGGCGCGUCAUACGCCGACUUCCUCUACCACCUGCACGUCACCUCUGUGCGCUUACUGCACUGACCCACAAAGACAGAGUACAAACCUUUAUUGAACAUUGUCUAUAUUUAUUUUCAAUUCAUUAAUGGC